Messenger RNA from Fomitiporia mediterranea MF3/22, 1284 nucleotides. RefSeq lists its product as uncharacterized. The transcript is spliced from 3 exons. Gene Ontology annotation, cellular component: mitochondrial intermembrane space. NCBI's taxonomy places the organism in Eukaryota, Fungi, Basidiomycota, Agaricomycetes, Hymenochaetales, Hymenochaetaceae. Gene Ontology annotation, molecular function: protein-disulfide reductase activity. The coding region runs from base 19 to 750 and encodes 243 amino acids. The record is from RefSeq and is a predicted model, not a curated record. Gene Ontology annotation, biological process: protein import into mitochondrial intermembrane space.
GAGCACUUUCAUCGUCCAAUGCUCUCCUCGCUUCGCGCCGCAUUACGACAGUCCGGAGGCAUCCAUCGUAUAGGUGCGUCGGGAUCGUAUGUUCGAAGAGCAGCUUAUGCGACGCGCACGCGUUCAACUGAGCGGUACAAAUGGGUGCCAGUUGCGCUAGGUGCACUGACGCUCUCGGCUUCGCUGGCAUUCGCAAAUGUAGUCCGAUUAGACUCCGCUGAAGGUCUGAAGACAAAGCCUAGACAGAAUUUGAAGAAAGCCGAGCAGGCGGAAACACAAGAGCCGAAGCCAGAAGAACUACCACAGGUCAAAGAAGAUGAGGCCAGGUCCGACACCUCCCCCACUUCUCCCAAUACGGACUCUUUGGGUGAAUCCGAUAGUGAAAAUGGUAACGAAGCCGGCGGAGCAUUCAACCCCGAAACCGGCGAGAUUAAUUGGGACUGUCCAUGCCUCGGAGGGAUGGCACACGGACCAUGCGGUCAAGAAUUCCGAGACGCAUUCUCAUGUUUCGUCUACAGUCAGGACGAGCCAAAGGGAAUUAAUUGUGUCGAAUUAUUCAAAACUAUGCAGGAUUGUUUCAGGAAACACCCCGAGGUGUAUGGCGAAGAAAUUAUGGCAGAUGAUGGCGACGACGAUGAUCCGCGACCUUCACCCGACGGAACAGACUCUCCUGGUAUACAAGGCGAAGCUCUCCCGGAAGCGGACCCAGUCGCGACUCCUACUCCAGGGAUAGUUUCGCCAUCAUCAUGACAAAAGUGAAAAACACUGGCCAAAAGUCAGAAGGCUAGCAUAGAUACUUUUUACGUAUUUGGACGGUAAUAUUUGAUUCAUUCUUGCCAUCCAUAUGGGCUUGAUCAAAAGCACUACUCAGUAAUUUUUCCUCACUCCCUCACCUCACGUCUACACGUAGCAUUAUCCAUCCACACCUCUAAUGUAUUCUUUAUCUUCACGUACACAGGCAAAGCCAUGCCACCAUCCACUAUUAUUUCUCUCUUCCAUUCCGGUCUAUUUCUCGUUGCUGGUACCCUCCAUCCGCUGCGUUUCGCAAGUUUCUUCCUUAGCAACGCCAACUUAGCCUUUUGCCUUCUUGCUUGCAUCUGGGGAUUCCGCCUUUGAAACAGGACCUAGACGAACCAUCGGGCUAACUGGCAACAUGCAAAGAAACGAGAAUGACCCACUAGCCGUGGCACUAGGCGCUCCCUAUGUCUGUGGUGGAGCGCUGAACCCUUCGGCCCCUGAGUGGUGCAAUUCUCGUGGUGGUGCAUAUGGACGGACGUCUCAGGC